AUGUCCGAAAAAGAUGAUAAUAUGGAGGUGUCCGAAACGGUCAUCUUCCCAGUCUCUGACUUCCGAAUCGCACCUUCUCUUUCUAAUCCCCGAGAACUGCUAAGUCAGAUAUCCUCUAUUGCCAAAAACCUUCAAGCCAUCUUGGAAUCAGAGUCGCCGAUCGAGGAUUCGUUUACCGACCUAUACUCCCCCAAACUCGCCUACAAGGACUUCUCCUCAGCUUUAACUUUGUCUUGUGAUGAAACUCCCAACGUUACGCUCUCCGCCGAGGAAGUAGCUCAACCUCUUUCAAAUGUGCCUAAAUCUGACCUUCUUUGUUGUACUGUUGCUGCUGACCAAGAAUCCCUCCCAGCAGGUGCUGCUCCAGAUGACCUGCCUGCACUAACCAGAUUGAGGAAAUUCCUUAGAACAGUCAGCUCAAAGAGCCUGACGGAUCUAACUGCCUCUUUUCAAAACUUUUGUGAUCAUUUCGUGGCUUUGGAAACUGAAAGGCUUCUCCUUGAGGAGGAAUGUGCAUCCUUGCGCGCGGCUACUAGUGCACCUCGUCAGAACGAUCUCAAUCAGACUACCGUCUUUGAAAUGAUAGAGAAGGUCUGUGCCAAUGCUGAAGAUAAUAUAGAGGAGCUGCAGACUUCGCUAAAGGACGCAAAAUCACGGGCUGCGGAGUUUGAAGCCAAGGUCGAAUCUCUAACGUUGGAGUUGUCCAAACAAAGCGCCUCAAACACACAGUUGCACUCGGAGCUUGUUGAAGCGCAGGAGCAAAUUCAGGCUAAAAUGACAGCUUUGUCCGACCUCGAAAUUAUCUGGUCACCUCUACACUGUUCAAUCCGACUUCGUGAAAGUGGCAAAAACGCUGCCUUGAAUGAGCAAGUUAUCAUCCAGGAAAAAGAAAUUUCUUCCCUCGAAUCGGCCUAUGGAAAGGCCUUGGAAAAUCUCCGUGCGGCAAAUGCGGAACUGCUGGAAACGAAAGGUCAGUUCCUUUCCUUCCUCCGUUGUACUUUGCACCGAGACUUGGACGAAUAA
Molecule: messenger RNA, 1023 nt
Organism: Dibothriocephalus latus
Lineage: Eukaryota; Metazoa; Platyhelminthes; Cestoda; Diphyllobothriidea; Diphyllobothriidae
Source: the annotation of a GenBank genome assembly